AUGAGGUUUGUAUUCUUCAUUUUGGAAGCAUCUCGUCGCUGUGCAGGCACGCUUACCCAUGUCCGCACCAAGCCGGGCCGCACUUUGAUCACUUUUCUGCUGAUUCUCAAUUUGGCUCUUUGGAUUGUUAAAACAUUCGAGGUUAAACGUGCCGACAAUCAUGUGAUUCACAUCUCCUACUACACUGGCAUCGCCUGGACCAUCAUCACACACAUCUCUCUCCCGCUUAUCAUCUUCUUUCGCUUUCAUUCGACUGUCUGUCUUUCCGAUAUUUGGUCAAAUGCAUAUCGGUUCAAGUCAGACUAG
Protopolystoma xenopodis is the source of this 306-nucleotide messenger RNA. The record is from the annotation of a GenBank genome assembly. Lineage: Eukaryota; Metazoa; Platyhelminthes; Monogenea; Polystomatidea; Polystomatidae.